AAAUCGGAAUGAUGUGACCGGGUGUUCGAAAUACAAUAUUUCUUGGCAAUGUUAUAUAAUGACUGGAGAUCGUAAUGAACAGUGUCGGAUGUUCAGAAUGUAUGUUUAACAGUAUUUUUACAUAAAAAGAACGGAACGAGAUUAACAGGAAGUUCGUAAGAGAAUUUACAGAAAGAUCGUAACGGAUAAAAGUGAAGAGAAAAUAUUUCUUUUUUUUUAAUUAGAGAUAGAAUAAGAAAAAUAAAAGCAAUCUUGAUUGGUUACAUUUAUCAAAACGCUCUUCAUUCUCUACCAUAGACUGUAAAACAAGCUUGUUACUUUACAAUCUCUGAAAAGUGAGCAAAUAUCAACAUAGUUACGAACAUCCUAUGAUUUUUAUUACGAUUCUCCUGCCUUUGUCGUUACGAACUUCUGGACUUUCUCAUUCCGAUCUUCAGUCAAAUUUUAUCUCUUCAAUCAUCGUUAAUGUGUUGUCAAAGUUUGUUACGAAGUCCUGGACACAGAUCUCAUUCCGAACAUCCGAUCUUUUUUCUUAUGUUCGAAGAUCGUUACGAACUACUGCUACCGGAGUUCGUAACGAGGAGGUGAGACGAAGUGUCAUUUUCCUCUUUGGACACUCGAAGACUCCAACUGUUAUUUUCAUUUUCUAUAAAGCUUUUCAUAACUGUUAAUCAUCAUUAAUCUUUUUCAUUGACCUCAAUAGGCACUCGAAGAUAUAUGUAAUCAAGAAAACUUAGAUUCAUCUGAAUGGGGCCUUACACAUCAGCGUAAAAAAUGUGAUUUAACAGUGCCAUGGCGUUUAGCAAGCAUUCCAACAAAUGCUCUUUUAGAAAUGUAUAAAUUAGAAGAACGCCGACCAACAAGUGAUAUUACUGUACAAUUACAAUUACCAGAUAGUUCAAGACAUGCGGGUAAUUUUAACCCUUCAAUCACUCUUCAAGAAAUGCUGAAUUGGUAUCGUAGUCAAUCCGAAAGUAUGAUAGCUGCUCUUGAUACUUCAAUGAACGUUGAUAAUAAGUUAUUUCCUGUUUGUUCAUAUAUGAGCGAAGAAGUGAUCGGUAAUUAUGCUUUAUCAAAUACAGCAUUACGUGAAUUAGGUCUCACCUGUGGUGCAGCUGUCGUUCGGUAUGUGAAAAAAAAAAAAAUCUUUUACAUUGAAAAUAAUGAGCGAUCAGAAAGUUUUUAGAUAAGAUGUUUGUUUAUUAUUGAUCUCCUAGUGAAAUAAUCUUUGAAAAGUGAAAAAAAGAAAAUUAAUUUAUAUAUUAGGACCAAAAAGGUUUCUUACAACUCUUGAACAAAAAUAGACACAACAUUUCUAAGUUUAUAUUCAAAUUCUGAUUGCAGUUUAUACUAACAUAUUUUCAAGCAGUCUAGGAUGAACAAACAUGUUCACUCGAAAGGUGUUUGGACCUUAUUAAAGAUUGUUUCACUAAUCUCAAACUAAUGCUGAGCAGAGCUGGAACCGGUAAGAAAUUUUGAAAACGGUCCGGUCCGGCCGGAAAACGGCCGUUUAUAAGUUGUUCUUGAACCGGUGAAUUUCCGGCAAUAUGAAUAGGUACUGAUAUGAAUACAAGUAAUGCUUCUGUGUUUUCGAUAUAGCAAAUGAUUGAAAAAUUUUUAGACAAGAUGUU
This is a messenger RNA of Rotaria sp. Silwood2, 1631 nucleotides long. The record is from the annotation of a GenBank genome assembly. NCBI's taxonomy places the organism in Eukaryota, Metazoa, Rotifera, Eurotatoria, Philodinida, Philodinidae.